Capsella rubella is the source of this 1158-nucleotide messenger RNA. Its product is annotated as putative pectate lyase 2. The transcript is spliced from 4 exons. NCBI's taxonomy places the organism in Eukaryota, Viridiplantae, Streptophyta, Magnoliopsida, Brassicales, Brassicaceae. The coding region runs from base 1 to 1158 and encodes 385 amino acids. The record is from RefSeq and is a predicted model, not a curated record. Gene Ontology annotation, molecular function: pectate lyase activity.
AUGGCUUCUCUUUUCUUAACAGUUUCACUUCUAUUGGCAGCUUUCUCUUCUUCUCUUGUAGAGGCUGCCUACAGUAAUGGUUACACUUACACCAUUCCCAAACUAUCACUAAAUCCCAUCGAUUCUUGCUGGCGUAGAAACCCUGGUUGGGCGUAUAACCGUCGAGCCCUUGCGGAUUGCGCGGUAGGGUUUGGGAAAGCUGCGGUCGGGGGGAAAUACGGGUCGGUUUACGUGGUUACAAACCCAACAGACGACCCUGAAAACCCCAGACCCGGAACUCUUAGACACGCGGUGAUCCAAGCCAAACCACUAUGGAUCACGUUCGCACGUGACAUGGUCAUAGUAUUGCAAAACGAACUCAUCAUGAACAGCUACAAGACGAUUGAUGGAAGAGGAGCAAAAGUGGAAAUUGCUUAUGGGCCAUGCAUAACGAUCCAGCAUGUAAGUCAUGUCAUUAUACAUGGGAUAAGUAUCCAUGAUUGUAAACCGGGUAAGUCGGGUCGGGUGCGGAGCAGCCCCACUCAUAUUGGCAACCGGAAAGGAUCGGAUGGUGACGCAAUAGCCAUUUUUGAUUCUUCACAUAUUUGGAUUGAUCAUUGUCACUUUUCUCGGUGUCAAGAUGGUUUGAUCGAUGUGCUUCAUGCUUCUACGGCCGUCACUAUUUCUAAUAACUACUUCACGCAGCAUGAUAAAGUGAUGUUACUCGGACAUAAUGACAAUAAUGUGGAGGAUAAGAUCAUGAGAGUUACAAUUGCAUUCAACCAUUUUGGUCCAGGUCUCAUUGAGAGGAUGCCAAGGGUGAGGAGAGGGUAUGCGCACGUAGCUAACAAUAGGUACGAAAAAUGGCAAAUGUAUGCGAUCGGAGGAAGUGCUGAUCCAACCAUCUUUAGUGAAGGCAAUUACUUCGUUGCUCCUGAUGACUCUAGCAAAAAACAGGUGACAAAGAGAAUAGAUAGUGGAUAUGAUUGGAGGAGAUGGAAAUGGAGAACGUCCAAAGACGUUUUCAAGAACGGAGCUUACUUCGUGCCGUCUGGAUACGGAACCGUCACGCCGUUGUACAAAAGAGCGGAGUGGUUUCCGGUGUCCCACGGCUCUCUAGUCCCAUCUCUUACUUCUUCCGCCGGUCCUCUCCGUUGCUACUCUGGAAGGAUUUGCUAA